Messenger RNA from Struthio camelus australis, 2252 nucleotides. The record is from RefSeq and is a predicted model, not a curated record. Lineage: Eukaryota; Metazoa; Chordata; Aves; Struthioniformes; Struthionidae.
UUAUAGAUUACUAGAAAACCUGAGCUGAAAGUCUCUACUGCAGUCCUACCUUCUGUUAGCUGUCAGCAGGGAAUAAGAGUAUUACCAGCUCAACCAGAGGUGAGAUCUUGGAGUAGAAGCAGAGGGGUGAGGCCAGGAGGGGUUCCAGAUGACACCAGUAACUCGACAAGAAGUUCUUGGCCUUUACCGCAAGAUAUUCCAAAUAGCCAAAAAAUGGCAAUCCGCAUCAGGACAGAUGGAAGAAACUAUUAAAGAGAAAGAAUACAUUAUAAGUGAAGCCAAAACAUUAUUCCGAAAAAACAGAAAUGUAACCGAUCCAAAGCUGAUUAAACAGUGUUUAGAAGAAUGUGAGGCAAGAAUAGAAAUUGGACUUCACUAUAACAUCCCCUACCCAAGACCUAUUCAUCUGCCUCCUAUGGGUCUUGCCUCUAAACAAGGCCGUGCAUUUCGACACCAGGAAAAGUUGAGGAAGCUUUCCAAGCCAAUAUACCUGAAAUCCCAUGAUGAUAUUUCAUAACCCAUCAUUUAAGCUGCUGUGAUGUAUUUGGACUGUAAUCCAGGCAACUUUUUUUUUUUGCACAACUGUGAAUGAAGCUGUUUUGGUCACAUGCUUACACAUUUCCUGAGGCCAGAAGGCUAACUGCAUAUGAUGGAUAAGGUUGGUCUAGUAUUUAUUACAAUUUAACCACUGACUCAUCAAUAAAAGUAAUAGUUUUCAAGGAGCGAGGUGUGAUAUGAAGAUUACUUUGACAUCAGGACAAAUGACAACAGUUUCUAAAACUCUGCUGAUCCAUAGCAGGGUUCUUUGGUGGUUAGACUGGAGAUUACAUAUGCUCAGUUGUGGUGCAAGGUAGUGCCUUAUAUAAGGGCCAGGAAAAAGCAAAAUGUCCAGGAGAAUCAAGCAGGCAUAGUUCCUCCAGAGCUUCCAAUUGUAAGUAAGAAUUUCUUUCCUUUGGAAAGGGUGUGGAUACUGAAAGGCAAAGUUUGAAUGCCAUUAAACAACUAAGAGUAAACCAUUCCAGCGUUGGGUUCCUCACGUUCUGAUGAAUGGACGGAGGGAAAGCUUUUUCCCUUUGGGGUAACAAUACAGCAGUAAGCUUAAGGUGCUUUGGGUGUCUUCAACAUGCAUUUUUUUACAUAGCUUUUCAACACAGUCAGCACCGUGGCUUUCUCAAUUUAUGGUCAGAACCCUGACUUCUCUAUAAAAAAGUAUCUAACAGCCACCUCUUCAGCCUCUUGAGUUCAGGGGAUAUUUCUGUUUCCUAGGCCUCCUGAGAAUGGAAGUGAAAUUAAAUUUUCUCCAUCACUGGUCACAAAUUGUUUUGGCUCCUUCUGAUUUCUCUGGCUUUACCAGGCUGUCUACAAAGUCUCUUCAGAAAAGUUAGUGGAGCCUUCUGUCCUUCAGUCUAGAAGUACCAAAGAGACCAAGUUGUGGACAAGGACCACACUAUCUGGAGAAAAUAAAGGCAACUUGGACUUUGCUCUCUUGGGAGGCCUACUAUGCAUUAGUCAGAACUGAUGUCAAUAGAUCCAUCUUUUAUCCACAGACAGAAAGGUCACUUAUUUGAUCAUACCUAUAAAUUCAUUUUCAAGAAUGUUAAUUCUUGAAAGAGAACCUUCACCUUUCACUCAUUUUUUUAAUCCUAUUAGCCAAAUGUUCUAACUUACAGGAACUCAUAAGAGGAAGAAUUUGGAACCUUUGCAUUGUCUUUUUGUCUUUUCAUAGUAUAAUUUUCUCUUUUAGCAGCCCAACAGUGUCAAGAUCAACAGGCACUUUCUGUUUCUGAAAUGGCUUUUUGUACAGAUAAGAGAAGAAAAAAGCUCCCAUCUCCUGAGAAAAACGUUCCAACUCUACUUGUCCUUCAGCAUCCCUAGCUGAAAAUCUCUCUCCGCCAUUUAUAAAGGAACAAGCCUCUGUUGCUCCCUAAUGUUUGUAUACUGCCUUUUUUUUUUUUUUUAUCCUCAGCAGUUUUGAGUGAUUAGUGAGGCUGGGCAUUUAUGGUCUGCAGUAAUUAUAGGUGGGGGGUUUUCUAUGCUUUGUUUAAUGCGAGUUUCUGACUGAGAAAUAGAAGCACUAAACCUGUAAAACUAAGAUUUCUAAUACUACUACUACAAGGAACUUCAUUUGUCCACAGAUUUUUCACAUUUUAAUCAUGGAAUUAAAGUUGGCCCAACUAACAGCUGAGUAGCCUUUUUUUUUUUCUCCUGUUAACUGUAUCUCAGCCAAUAAAGGUUGUCAAGUCUCAUGUCAA